Abrus precatorius (Indian licorice) is the source of this 2151-nucleotide messenger RNA. Its product is annotated as putative tRNA pseudouridine synthase Pus10. NCBI's taxonomy places the organism in Eukaryota, Viridiplantae, Streptophyta, Magnoliopsida, Fabales, Fabaceae. The record is from RefSeq and is a predicted model, not a curated record. The coding region runs from base 149 to 1648 and encodes 499 amino acids. The transcript has 15 exons. Gene Ontology annotation, molecular function: RNA binding; pseudouridine synthase activity. Gene Ontology annotation, biological process: tRNA pseudouridine synthesis.
AAAUUGCAGAAACCCGCUCCGCUCGGGGAACAACUCCUGUGCAGUUGCAUCAAUAGUGAUAGCGCUGAAGCAGAGAAGAGAGAAGAGAGAAGAGAGAAGAGAAAGAAGGGUUAUAUACUUACAAGUGAGAUUGAAAAGUGGAAAGGAGAUGGAGAAACAGGAACAGAGCGAAGGCGAUUUGGGUGAUAAGGAGUUGGAAGAAGUGGUGAGGUCUUUGCCUUCAGACGCCGUGAAGGAGUUGUUGUCCCACGGGAUAUGCGUUCGCUGCAUCCUUCGCCUGUUUGGUGUCCAAGGCCGUGUCUAUGCUACUCCUUCUCUCUCCGCUUCCAUUCUUCAACCGCCACCAACACAAAACCAUGAAUCUCAACUUUGCACGCUUUGCUUGGGGAUCUUGCAGUUCAUGUUUUCCACUGACGACGAAACCCUGGUUCAAAACGACGAUCUCCCUCGUCUCAUUGCCGACACGGUUAAACGACAGGACUAUCGCUUCGAUAGCUUUUCCCUUGAAGUUUCCAUCCCUCCUAUCAUCCUUCAUAAUGAUAACUCUCUUCGGUCAUAUAUGAAAACGAAAUAUGGGUCUCAACCUUGGUUCCAAGAAAACUUGCAUAUUGGAUGCAUCUCUACCAAGGACGCCUUAAAAUUUUCUCUAGUACAUCCUCUUGAAAAUCUACUCGAAUGUAAAUCCGGUAUGGGCUCUUUCCGCAUUCGAUUGACAUUCAGUCACACUAAAGCGUCGAUGGGGGAUGAUAAAUGUUCAGAUAGUGCUGAGAGUUGCAAGAGAAGAAAAAUAGGUGAGUCCAAUAUAGUUGGAGAAAGGCCUUUUAGGAGUUCACUACCAAAUGAAUCCUCUGACUGCAGUAAAUUCUUGCUAGAAAUGGUAAAUGAACCUUGCCAUUUUACUUACUUCUGCUACAGGACACCGUUCUAUUUUGGUGGAAGAUACCUGAAGUUUUCACGGAAUGUGAGUCAAACACGCUGGAUCAUUGAUGAUGAAAGAAUGGGUGAAGCAUCAGUUGAGGAAAUAAUUGGUGGAAACAUCCUCCAAGCAUGCCAAGGUGAUAGUUUUAAGUUUCAUGCUGCAGGGAGAGAAGAUAUCGAUGUCCGGAUGUUGGGUUCUGGCAGGCCAUUUCUCAUUGAGGUGCAAAAUGCAUGUCGUGCCCCAUCUGAACUCUUUGUAAAAGAUAUAGAGAAAAUGAUAAACAAUGUGGAUAAUAAUUUGGUCAGGGUGAAAAAUCUGAAACUUGUUGGUAGUGAUGGCUGGAACCUUAUGCGUGAAGGUGAAGCAGAGAAGCAGAAACAAUAUGCUGCUUUAGUGUGGAUUUCUCGUCCUCUGAAGGAUGAAGAUUUCCAAUGUGUGUCUUCACUCAAGGAUUUGAAAGUUUUGCAGAGGACCCCAAUAAGGGUGCUACAUCGGCGCAGUCCUUUAGAGCGGGAAAAAAUUAUUCAUUGGAUGAAAAUAGAGACAAUUGUUGGAAGUUCCCAAUAUUUUCUUUUGCAUCUCUGUACACAGGCUGGGACCUAUAUCAAGGAAUUUGUUCAUGGGGAUCUUGGACGCACCCAUCCUAGCAUUGGAUCAAUUUUGGGUUGUAGAGCUGAAAUUUUGCAACUUGAUGUCACAGACAUCAAAAUGGAAUGUUUCCUGACGUAAUCAAUCUGAUAAUUCAGUUUUAAACCUUUGUUGACUGACUUUGGAGUGGACGGUGCUACAGAUGCGCGUACACCUUCAACGUGAGCUACUUUCUUCUUGUUGCUAAAAGAUUUUCUAGAUCUACAUCUUUUCGUACUGAUGAGCCUCUUAAUUGGAUCCCCUUAAUGCCCAUGAACGACGAGGAAAGAAAUCCUAAAGUAAUUAUGGCUUUAUGAUUGAGGUUUAGGGUAUAUUUAGUUUAGAUUUGAGUAGAAUUAAUUUGAUGUUAAAACAAUGUUAGGUUAGAUAAAUUGAGGUGCACUUACUUUUUAAAGUAUAAAUAUAAUUUUUUAACCUCGUUUCAUAAUGAGAGUGCUCUAGUAGCGGGAAAAAAAAAGGGAAGUUUCUACUUUCCUCUUAAUUACUGUGUAAUUUAACUUUUCUGAUGGCUAACAGUCCGACAGUAAAGAAAGAGUUGGAUGUUGCAUGAUAUCAACAACACCGGAUAGGAUAUAUUCUUUUGC